Messenger RNA from Erigeron canadensis, 781 nucleotides. Its product is annotated as protein NUCLEAR FUSION DEFECTIVE 2. Lineage: Eukaryota; Viridiplantae; Streptophyta; Magnoliopsida; Asterales; Asteraceae. Gene Ontology annotation, biological process: regulation of gene expression; rRNA processing. Gene Ontology annotation, molecular function: double-stranded RNA binding; ribonuclease III activity. The record is from RefSeq and is a predicted model, not a curated record. Bases 76 to 618 code for a protein of 180 amino acids. Gene Ontology annotation, cellular component: nucleus. The transcript has 3 exons.
AAUAUAUUGAUAUUGAUACCAUCUCUCACUCCUUAGUCAAAAUUUUACACUUUUUCUAAAAAUUCCAUCAACAAAAUGUACGGCCGAUCACAUUUUCCGGUGCUCUUCGUCAUCAUCAUCUCCGCCGUCAUCUUCUAUUCUUCACCACCGGUUGCAGCUCGAUCGUCGUCAUCAUCAUUCUCCGUUGCCUUAGAAACCCUUCAAAAGCAUAUCAAUUAUGAGUUUCAAAACAUUGGACUUCUACGCCGUGCUAUGACACACUCAUCUUACUCCGAGGAAAACAACAAAGCAUUUAGUGUUUUAGGUGAGAGUAUAAUUGAAACAACUGUUGCGCUUAGAUUGUUGGUUAAAGAUGUAGAUAUAACGGCAAAGGAUUUAAAUGAGAGGAUAUCAGAGGUAUCAAAAGUGGAGACGUCGUGUGCUGUGGAUGGAAUGAGGUUAGGGUUGCAGAAUGUGGUUAGGGUUUCUUCGAGUACUGAUUCGAGUACAUCUUCAAUUGUUUGUGGUGCUUUUAGGGCCAUUUUUGGUGCUAUUGCUCUUGAUACUGGGAAGUCUGAUGAUGCUGGUAAUGUGUUUUGGGCAGUUCAUGGUGGUGCUGGAAGCGUGCUUUCAGUGUAAGGGCUAGUUACACUUGUUAUCUGUUUAUCUAUUGUAAAUUGUUGUUGAACGAGUACUUGUACUGAGCUAGGUAUUUAGUGGUUUCUGAAGUCUUUUAACGCACUGUUAGCAUGAUUCGAGAUACUAUGUGAUAUAUCUGAUUCUCGGGUUGUUUCUUUGUUAA